This is a messenger RNA of Benincasa hispida (wax gourd), 1247 nucleotides long. RefSeq lists its product as uncharacterized. Lineage: Eukaryota; Viridiplantae; Streptophyta; Magnoliopsida; Cucurbitales; Cucurbitaceae. Gene Ontology annotation, cellular component: cytosol. The record is from RefSeq and is a predicted model, not a curated record.
UUCACUUUCAUCUUAAAAUACUCGGUGUAUAAAUGGAAGCACUGAUCUGUAAUUUUCUUCCGGCCACAAUUUCACGAAUCCGUAAAUCUUCUCCUCUGCUCGCGUCUCCUUUUCCGCAGGUUCGUUUCCUAGGUUGUCGGAGCUUCGGAAGAACCCUAAAGAUGGCCCACUCUGAUGCUCAAACUCCCGUGGCUCAGCAUCAGAAAGUUAUAGUACACAACAAAAAUGGUGAAAAACUUGUGGGCAUACUUCAUGAUACAGGGUCAGCGGACGUUGUUAUUUUGUGCCAUGGUUUUCGUUCGAACAAGGAAAAUGAUAUAAGUGUAAACCUUGCUAAGACAUUAGAAAAUGAAGGAAUCAGUGCCUUUCGUUUUGACUUUUCUGGAAAUGGGGAAAGCGAAGGUACAUUUAAAUAUGGUAACUAUCAUGGAGAGGCUGAUGACUUGCAUGCCAUAAUCCAAUAUUGGCGUGCAGCAGGUCGUGUCAUAAGUGCAAUUCUUGGGCACAGCAAAGGACGUUAUGAUCUGAAAAAAGGUAUAAAAGAACGCUUAGGGGAUGAUUUUAUGGAAAGAAUUGAAAAGGAAGGAUACAUUGAUGUCAAGAAAAAGCAAGGAGCAGUAGAAUACCAAGUGACAUGGGAGAGCUUGAAGGAUCGCCUAAACACUGAUAUGCAUGAAGCUUGUCUUCUUAUUGACAAAGAAUGCAGGGUAUUCACAAUACAUGGAUCUGCUGAUGAAAUAAUCCCUGUCGAAGAUGCAUUAGAGUUCGAUAAAAUCAUACCGAACCAUAAAUUACAUGUCGUAGAAGGUGCUAAUCAUUGUUACACCUCACAUCAAACAAAGUUAGCCUCAAUUGUCUUGAAUCUCAUUAAAACCGGCCUUCUUCCCAAUUGAUGGUCCUUGAGUAAAGUUCUUUCAGUCUCCAACAUACAGAUUUCUGAUGGAUCUUUUAUUAGACAUGUCCAUAAACAGUUCAAGUUCAACUGAAUUCUAUUUUUGCCUUUUGAUUGGUUAUGGUGCCAUUUUUUUGGAGGGGCUGAAUUUUAUUAGCUAUAUGGAGUAGUGGAUUGAAAACAUUGCAUUUUAGAGAAAGUUUUCUAGAAAAAGGGUCCUUCAUGGAAUCAUUCUUGAAGGUUGAUCUCUAGCCUUUUUAUUAUUAAACUGUAUUUCAUAUUCCUUUUUACUUUGAAUGGCAAUUUCUGUGUAUCUAAAUUUCAAAUUGAGAAUAAAAAUGCUCUUUUGAGUAAA